AUGGCUCUGACUUGUCGCUUUCCAGUUCUGCUAAUGCUGUGCCAAAUGUUCUCCGGACUAAUCGCACAGCAGUGCAGUCGUCAAGUUUCCGUGUAUGGAAUGAUGCUUCAACGACACAUCUUCAAGAUAGUCGAGACCUCUAAAACACUUGAGUGUCUUAAGGCCUGUAACGACGAGAAAAGAUGUCAAAGCUUCAACUUCGUCGUUUCCAAGAAUAUCUGUGAGAUGAAUAACCGCACCAAGGAAGCCAGACCUGAAGACUUCGUCCCUGACUCUGAUCGGUAUUAUUUUGAAAGAGUUAGAAACAGAGUUCCACUGGGAUCCAUUCCCGAGCUUCCUGCUGAAUCGUGUAAAGAAAUUAAGGCCAGUGAAGGAGAACAAGCGGUCAGCGGCAACUACAGGUUUAAAUCAAAUCUACUUAAAUAUGCCGUUUUGGUUCACUGCGAUAUGAAAACGGAAGAUAUUGACGAGUGCAUUCAUGGAAUCCAUGACUGUCUCAACGAAUCGGCAAACUGUUUUAAUACGGUUGGAUCGUACAACUGUGUUUGUAAAGAUGGUUACCAAGGCGACGGAAAAACCAUUUGCACGCCAGAGGAAUGUAUAAGCUACUCACUUCUGACCAGUGGAACAAGGAAAACCACCUACGGCACACCCCAGGGAAGAGAAUCUUGCGACAACAACCUCAAUGCGGGCUGGUUUCGUUUCCAAGGAGAUGCAGGAACGAAGAUGCCAACCAAAUGUGUACCUUACAAAAAAUGUGGCACUGACUCUACGGGUUGGCUAGACGGUUAUCAUCCAACAGUAGCUGAUGGAAAGGUCAGCAAGACGGUUUGCUUUCGGGAUCGUACAGACUGUUGUAAACAUCCAGUUUAUAUUAAAGUAAGAAACUGUGGAUCUUUCUAUGUUUACCAACUAACGCCACGAACAUCCUGCAACCAACGCACUGACUGA
Pocillopora verrucosa is the source of this 951-nucleotide messenger RNA. The record is from RefSeq and is a predicted model, not a curated record. NCBI's taxonomy places the organism in Eukaryota, Metazoa, Cnidaria, Anthozoa, Scleractinia, Pocilloporidae.